CUCGAUACUUACGAGGAGAAGAGGGAAAAAAAUAGAACAUGACAAUUGGCAAGAGCUCAAAGAAGUCUCUCAAAUCCCCCAAAUACCUGGACCUGUCCAGCGGCUUCUACGGCCGCCUGGAAGAGGCGGAGGCGGACCAGGAGACGGAGGAGCUGGGUCGGGCGGAGGGGCGGACGGCCGGAGGGGAGAUGCAGACGCACGCGGCCACGCAGCGGGGCGGCAAGCGGGGGUCGGGAGUUUUCGACUUCAACCAGGGGAUGCUGGAGGACGACGGGACCGCCACGCUGCUGAGGAAGACCCCCGCCCGCCGGAGCAGCCGCUGGAGGAGGAAGAGCGGCUCCAGGAAGAAGCGCCUGGAGGCCGAGCCGGAGGACUGCGCUCCUGCCGAGGAGAGCGCGUCCCCAGCCAGGGCCGGCGAGACCCUGGAGGUGGUGGAUUCAGCCGCUCCACAGACCAUGGAGGUGGUGGAUUCAGCCGCUCCACAGACCAUGGAGGUGGUGGAUUCAGCCGCUCCACAGACCCUGGAGGCCGGGCACCUCCUGGUCCACUUCUCGGUCAGGGAAGAGGCGGACGACCACGUCCUGAUCUCUAAGACGGCAGAGCGGGAGACCGAGGGCCUGCGAGGAGAUGAGGAGGUGAAAGUGGCCAAGAGGGGCAAACUAAAGAACUACCGAAAGGCCCUUGACCGAGCUCUCCGCAGGGGCUGGGAGACCUUCGUCUGCAGCCUGUACAGUGUGACCCUCACGCCCAUCUCGUCGACAGAAACGUCCCCGUCUUCGUCCUCAGCGACAACAGCGCGUCAGAGCUCGGCCAUAGCCGAGUACCGAUGAAGGAGCAAAGGGACCGCAGCCCACUUAACCUGUAGAUCCUAGCAUAUAUUUAAUCAAAUAACUAAUUCUAUUUAAAGAUGAAUGUACAGCAGUUUGUUUGCAUAUGGUUCAAAGGGGGAGUUCAUUGCGAUGACGAUGAAAUUGAUGAUUCUGGGUCCAAAGUAGCAGUCCAACUCGUUCAGUGAUAUGGCUGAUUCUGAGGGCUAAUUAUAGUUAUACCUGGCAGACAGUUACACAUGCAGGUGUAAUUUGUGUCUAAUUCACACUCAGCAGUACGUGUUAGCCUGCCCUUGGUCAGUGUUAUAGCUGCCAUUAUAUAAAGCAGGCGUUAUCUAAGGUUUAGUGGAUAUUAUAAAUUCCUAUGUUACUUCAUAGUUCAAAGUUUGACUUCUAUGACUAUUCUUAGGAAGUAUGUUAUACAACCUGAGAAGUGAGCGGUUAGCGUUGAGCGUCAUUCGGUAACUCAAAUCAGCCUGGACUGCACUGGUGUGAACUGGGCCCUGUUUCUGACAUUUCAUCUGACAAUGAAAAUGACCAAUGAAAAUAAAACAUUUCUGAAUCAUAGUCUAUUAAGCCAAACUCAGCAGUGAAUAACGCCUCGUGACCACGCGUCAUCAAGACUCAUGGGCAGUGUGACCGCUGAUCAGUUUAUACAUGGGGAAGUGCGUGACUGGAACAUCACUCCGAUCCAGUAUUUUGUGCAUGUAAGGAAACAUCACAAGUGAUUGUAGGAUGCCCCGUUUGUAAUUGUGCUCUCAGACAGUGCACAGGUAUAUGUACUCAUAUUCUCUUAUCGCAUGCGAUUACGUACCAUUGUGGAAAUACAUCGGGUGACAUUCUUAUCACUUCCAUGUGACCAUAGCUGCCUGGCAUUUCAAGAGAUCAGCAAAAACACAAUGUGUAUCUCCAAGUACUGUAUAUAUGACAUUGAAGGUCCUAGUCAAGGUUUAAUGAACUAGGUAGGAUUAGGAUUACAUCAAAGAACCAAAUUUAAUUAA
Molecule: messenger RNA, 1828 nt
Organism: Conger conger (European conger)
Lineage: Eukaryota; Metazoa; Chordata; Actinopteri; Anguilliformes; Congridae
Exons: 2
Coding region: 39-830 (263 amino acids)
Source: RefSeq, a predicted model, not a curated record